Molecule: messenger RNA, 2168 nt
Organism: Branchiostoma floridae (Florida lancelet)
Lineage: Eukaryota; Metazoa; Chordata; Leptocardii; Amphioxiformes; Branchiostomatidae
Product: zinc finger protein 501-like
Exons: 2
Coding region: 149-1543 (464 amino acids)
Biological process (GO): regulation of transcription by RNA polymerase II
Cellular component (GO): nucleus
Molecular function (GO): RNA polymerase II transcription regulatory region sequence-specific DNA binding; DNA-binding transcription factor activity, RNA polymerase II-specific
Source: RefSeq, a predicted model, not a curated record
UGAGACCUUGAAAGGUCAGUUUGCCUGGCAGCCAUUCUGGUUUGUCGGAGUGUAACAUACGUGUACACGACUACUUCGCUCCAGUUUGAGACCAUUUUCAAGACAAUUUGACACUUCAGCGAUAAAUCAGCACCACAAACCGGAAGAAAUGGGUGAGAGAAGCGGUGAGGUCGCUAUGGACGAUCGUCCAGCUAUACACCCCGGGGACGAGACAAGCAGCAGCGAGGAAUUAGACACGGGAAGGCAGCAAAAUGAGGAAGAAAACAUUCCAUGUGAGGAAAAGUGUGGAGUAGAAUCUGACCAUCCUCCCGCACAGGGUCGAACAGAGCAGAAGGACAGACUUGCGGUGAAACGCACUGUGAAUAAACGCUUUGCGUGUACGGAGUGUGGCUAUAGGGCAGCCAAAAAGUCUGUCCUAAUCAAACACACAAGAAAACAUACAGGUGAGAAACCAUAUAAGUGUGACCAGUGCGACUAUUCUGCUGCACAGAAAGUUCACUUAGACCGACACAUGACUAAACAUACCGGCGAAAAACCCUACAUCUGUGGAGAGUGUGGAUACUCGGCGGCUAUCAGGUGUCGCCUAUUGGAACAUAUGAGAAUACAUACUGGCGAGAAACCUUACAAGUGUGACCAGUGUAACUAUACUUCUGCAACAAAAUACAACUUAGACCAACACAUGACCAAACACACCGGAGUAAAAACUCUCAUGUGUGGGGAGUGCGGAUUUCGAACGGCUAAUAGGUCCAACCUAUCUCGACAUAUAAGAACUCAUACGGGCGAGAAACCCUACAAAUGUGCCCAAUGCGACUUUUCUACUACACACAGAAGCGCUUUAGACCGACACAUGGCUAAACACACCGGAGAAAAACCCUACAUAUGUGAUGAGUGCGGAUACAGGACUGCUAGCAGGUCUCACCUAUCAGAACACAUGAGAACACAUACAGGUGAAAAGCCCUAUAAAUGUGACCAGUGCGACUUUUCUGCUUCACACAAAGGUAAUUUAAAGAAACACAUGGCUAAACACACCGGCGAAAAACCCUACAUGUGUGAUGAGUGCGGAUAUAGGACGGCUGACAGGUCUUCCUUGACCGAACAUAUGAGAACACAUACCGGCGAGAAACCUUAUAAGUGUGACCAGUGUGACUAUUCUGCUGCACAUAAAGUUUCUUUAGACCGCCACCUUACUAAACACACCGGAGAAAAGCCAUUUAUGUGCGAACAGUGCGAAUACAGGACUAGUAACAGGUCUUCCUUAACUGUACAUAUGAGAACACAUACAGGUAUGAAACCUUAUAAAUGCGACCAGUGCGACUAUUCUGCUUCAUGCAAAGGCAGUCUAGUCAAACACAUGUAUAAACACACCGGCGAAAAACCCUACAUGUGUGGAGAGUGCGGAUUCAGGACGGCUAGAACGUCUUACUUAACCGUACACAUUAGAAAACAUACAGGUGAAAAACCUUACAAGUGUGACCAGUGCGACUAUUCUGCUGCACAAAAAUUCCAUUUAGACCGACAUGUGGCUAAACACAACGGCGAAUAACCCAACGUUUAGGGAGUGUGGAUACAUGGACGGCUGGCAAGUAAUCCGUAGCCUUAGAUAUGACAAACCAUAUACGUGUAAGUAGUGUGACGUCACUGCAGCACAGUAAUACCAUGUUAACAGACACAGGACGAGACAAACCGUGGAAACUUGACCGGUGUGUACAUGAUUUUAAUAAACCUAUCCAGACACGUGCAAAAAUACAGUAGAAGUAAAGCAAAAAUGUGAUCAGUGCGACUAUUCUGCUUCAAGGAAAAGUAGUUUACACUUACAUAUGGCCGAACACGCCUGUAAACUACCCAACCCUACAUGUGCAUACCGCCCAUAUCAUCACUGAGCCUUGAUAGUUGCCUUUGCAAACCUAAAUAUCGAAUAACUCAAUUUUAGGACAAUGUUCUGUAUUCAACAUUGUAUUAUUGCUGAAUAAGAAGUUGAUACUCUUAGAUAACAAUGCUAGGAAGUGGUAACUUGAUAACUUGCCAAACGUAGAUAUAGUACUGACGGUUAUUGAGUUUAUUCUUAUGUUAUGUCAUGCCUUGCUUCGAAACGUGGUGAUAUUUCAUGCUUUGUUUAAACAUAAUUAUUUACAUCAUGUGGAAAAAUAAAUUUAUCCUUUCAAAGCGCC